AUUGACAUUGCUUGUCGGAUUUGACAGCCCCACAGUUGCUCGUAGGAAAUUUCCGAAAACAAUUGUGUAUUAAUAAGUUGCAAGGAUGUCUCUCGGGCCAUUCUUCCGUUCGCCAUUCACCGACCUGACCGCGUCGAUGGUCAACUUCCAGCAGUACGACAAAUGUGGUCCGCUCGAGAUGGCUUCCAUCGACUGCCUGGAAGCGUACGGUACGGUGCGAGGCGCCAAGAAGUGUGCCGAUCUGCUGGCCGAUUUUCAGGAGUGUGCGUUCAUGAACAAACAGAUCGCCAGAUUCCGGGCCAUGCGAAUGGAAAGACAUCGCCAAGGAUGGAAGGGAGAACGAAAGGGAGACGAAUACUACGCUCCGCCACCGCGCGUAGAUGCCUACUAGAUCGAACGACAAACAAUAGAGGGACACACGAUGAUUCCUUGUAAAUUUAAAGAUGGAAUACAUUUAAUUGCCACUUGAACAACUUUCUUUCAGUGCGAGAUUUGAACCAUCGA
This is a messenger RNA of Anopheles cruzii, 504 nucleotides long. RefSeq lists its product as uncharacterized. Lineage: Eukaryota; Metazoa; Arthropoda; Insecta; Diptera; Culicidae. The record is from RefSeq and is a predicted model, not a curated record. The coding region runs from base 86 to 391 and encodes 101 amino acids. The transcript has 3 exons.